AUGUAUUACAACGAUAGUAGUCAUUCUGCCGUUGAUCUCUCUGACGGGUUAGUUCUUUUUGCCUUAAUAUUUUUAUUUUAUUUUAGAUUGUUCAUUAACUUCAAUGAGAGGUUGGGUCAACUGUCUUCAGAGUUGAGGGAUGUUGGGGUUAGACUACGAAGACAUUUACAGUUCUUCUUUAUGAAUCCUCUCGACAAGUAUAGGAUUCGGAGACAAUUUCCUUUCAAACUAGUACUUCAAAUACUUAAAGCUAUAUUUGUAACUACACAGUUGGUGCUUUUCGCAGAGCUCAGAAUUUCCCAUGUUGAUUUUCUAGAUGAAACGGUGACGGUGAUGAGACACAAAUUUCUCAAAGAUUGGGGUCCAGAACGUGAUACAAUUGCAUAUCCACCUGCUGCUGGAAAAUAUUCCGUUUUUACGAGUGACCAAAUUGUUGAACAUUUUGCGCAUAUUAUUAAAGCCUAUUAUUCGAUUCAAAACGACUCUUUUGCUGCAUUUAGCUAUGACACAAUUACACCUCAAAUUGAACAUUGGCAGCCUUUACAUGAUGAUAAUGAAAAUAAUACAAAUUCAACUAAUCUUCAAAAGAGGAUAGUUUUUUCUGCUAUACCUCCACUACAAUUAUGUAUUCAAAGAAUUGCUGAUGUAAUAAUUGAAAAUUCUACCUAUAUUUUUGACAUUUCUGAAGUUAAUGAAUGUUUUACACUAAAUUUUACACACAAUGAAGUUAGAGAUAUAAAAAGCAAUCCUUAUACUGUUCGUAAUUUGUUAGCAAAGCGGAAUAUAACAUUUACAGGAGAAGAUGCUCUUAUCAUUUCUCAAGCUAUUGUUAAAUUUAAUUUGCGUACUAUACACUUUAGUCCUUUACAAAAUGAUCAAAAGCCUGAAUGUUACAAAAUUGAUAUAAAAAUAAUAUUUGACAAUUCUCGACAUACUGGUCAAAUAAAGAUUAAAUUAAAUGCAAAUAUCAGGUUUUUUUAA
Meloidogyne enterolobii is the source of this 981-nucleotide messenger RNA. The record is from the annotation of a GenBank genome assembly. NCBI's taxonomy places the organism in Eukaryota, Metazoa, Nematoda, Chromadorea, Rhabditida, Meloidogynidae.